ACAAAGUUAGUAAUAGGGAACCGAGUACCCGAUUGUGAUGAACCUGAGGAGACCGGAAUCGGAGAGACAGUCUUUGCGGAAUUGAGAACAUAGUCAUUGAGAUGAGCUGGACGACGACGCGUACGCGGUGGAAGAGAAGGAACUGUUUCCGGUGGAGAAGUGGUCUCCACCGUGGAUGACCCUGACCCUGGCAAUAUAUGGGUGUAAGUUGUUGCUAAUUUGGAAUUGAGGACCUUCCUCCAUGUGGCUAAAUGGCGGCUGAAUUGAGGUGAAAAUUAUGCCUCCUUAGGAAAUUAUCCCUUAAAAUUUUAAUCUCCACUUUAAUAAUUGAGGUUCUCCACUUUUCAAUUGCCGACUAUGUAUGUCUGGACGGAUGGGGCGGCGAUCCGGGAUGAUUUGCGACGGACGAUUUAAACACCGACUGACUGGACGGACACUUCACUGGACGGACAAUUUAAAGGCCGACAGAUUGGUCGGAUUGAACUCCUGGGAUGACGGGCGGACAAAGGUGACGAUGGAUGAUUAACACCUAUAGUGCAACCGGUGUCCGCCUGAAACAUGCGAACAAGGAGACAAAGGACGAUUGCUAAGCGAACGGAAACUACUAGGAACCCAAGAACGCUCUGAUACCAUGUAGAAAACUAUAGGACGUUGAACUGGCUAUUCCAUUGAUACAAAAGAAUAUAAAUAUACAUCGGUGAUACAAACGAAGAGUCAUCCAGGUGAUACACACGAGGAGUCCAGCCCUAUGCAAUGAAUACUUCUAUAAAAAUACAUGGGCUAACAAUACAUGGGCUAACAGAUAACCACUUGAGCAUUGACAACCAGGGCAGAAUUCUAUGGCAUAAUGGAGAUGUUGGUUUCAGCUUAAAGAAGGCAAAGAAUUCUUUGAGAGAGAAAAAUCCCAUUCACCCCUUCACCAAACUUUCCUGGAUUCCCAAACAAAACCCUAAACACUCUAUCUUCCUUUGGAAACUGUGUUUUGGCUACCUCCCCCUUCCCCACUCACUAACUAGAUUGGGACUUCAACUCCCCUCUAUUUGUUUCUUGUGCAGGAACAGUGAGGAGACUACCACCCACCUAUUCAAGAACUGCCCAUUCAGCAACCAAAUCAAGAACUACUUUGAACAAAUAUUUUCAAUUUGCAGGAAUACCAGCCAUGGAAUCCUAACCUACUUGACAAACUGGUGGAAACAAGGGGAACUGAAAAAACUCAACAAAGAACUCCUCAAAAUCAUUCCAGGAAUCAUAACCUACGAGAUAUGGAAAGAAAGAAACAGGAGGAUUUACGAGGAAGAAGAACACACCUUGACACAGACAAUUACAAUCAUCACAAAACAGAUCUACGAAUGGAUUUUCAUCCACCAUAAGGGAAAAGCAACACCGGAUAUCAGAAUUUAUGAAAGGUUACCUUCAAUUAGGAUGGGCACAAUCACUGUACAUCGAUGGGUAUUCCCAGCCACUGGUGUUACACUUACAACGGACGCGGCAAUCAGAGAGGGAAGAUCAGCUGGAGCCAGCAUCCUGCGCACAAGGCAUGGCCAAUUCCUCAUUGCUUGGACCUAUCCUCUUCAUCCAAAUCUCCCACCAGCUGAGACAGAAAUGGAGGCAGCAUACGAAGGAGUACGCAGAAGUCUAUUUGUUUCUUAACUGCCCGGUCAAUCUCUAUAUUGACUCCAAAAGUUGUGCAAACAAUUUAACAAACUUCUCCAACAAUGAUUUCUUCACAAGCAUGACAAGAGAAAUGAUAAAUCGGUCCGGGGGACGGGUCAAUCAUAUCUUUAGAGAAGCUAAUACGGCGGCACAUCAUCUGGCACAACACGCUUUGCAAGAGAAUAACUUCAGUAAUUUUUAUUCACUAGUUUCACUCCCAAAGCGCUCUAGGGGAUCCAUUGCAUGUGAUGAUGCUCUAAAUAGAUCAAACUUUGACAGCUAUAGUGCCAGGGCACGGGAUUCCCUGGCAUGCUGGUCUCCUGAUUCUGUUGGAUUUAAUCUGAUUGAGGCUGUGCUGUGUCAUAUAUGUCGUAAGCAAAGACCAGGAGCUGUGUUAGUAUUCAUGACUGGGUGGGAAGAUAUUAGCUGUUUGAGGGACCAACUUAAAGCUCAUCCCCUAUUGGGCGAUCCCAACAGGGUAUUUGUGCUUCCAUGCCACGGCUCAAUGGCAACCUCAGAGCAGAAACUUAUAUUUGAGAGGCCUCUUCAAAAUGUUCGGAAAAUUGUACUGGCAAAAAAUAUGGCCGAGGCAAGUAUUACCAUCAAUGAUAUAGUGUUCGUAGUUGAUUGUGGAAAAGCAAAGGAGACGUCUUAUGAUGCCCUGAAUAAUACACCUUGUUUACUACCAUCAUGGAUAUCUCAAGCCUCUGCUAGACAGAGAAGGGGUAGGGCGGGUCGUGUGCAGCCUGGCGAGUGCUACCACUUAUAUCCACGAUGUGUUUAUGAAGCUUUUGCUGAGUAUCAAUUACCUGAACUUCUGAGAACUCCUCUAAAUUCACUUUGCCUGCAAAUAAAGAGUUUGCAAGUUGGAAUUAUUGCUGAAUUUCUGUCUGCGGCUCUUCAAUCACCAGAGCCAUUGGCUGUGCAAAAUGCUAUCGAGUUUUUGAAGAUGAUUGGUGCAUUAGAUGAACACAAAAAUCUUACGCAUCUCGGUAUACAUGAUCAAUGAAUAUAAAAACUCAAAAUAAUUACCUGUCUUCCGAAACUUCACAAUUUUUUCCUACCACAAAGUUUACCCAUUUACUUUUAGGCCCCGUUUGGUGAGUUUUGGAGUGAUGAUAUGAUAAUGGGUUUUGAAGUCCCAAAGAAAUGAUAUCGGUUUUG
Cuscuta campestris is the source of this 2817-nucleotide messenger RNA. Lineage: Eukaryota; Viridiplantae; Streptophyta; Magnoliopsida; Solanales; Convolvulaceae. The record is from the annotation of a GenBank genome assembly.